AUAUUUAUCUUGGUCCCCUGUAUAUUUUUAACAGUGUUCACACAAUGCCUUCAGUGAAGAACAUCUUACCCUUGAGCAGCACAAGUGGAGCUACAGGGUGGCGCUAGAGGAGCCACAGGACCCCCACAUUAAGGAGGAGGAGGAGGAACACAUCAUUAGCCAGGAAGGAGAGCAUCUUGAAGGAUUGGAGCUCCCAGUGAUUGGUGUCAUUGUGAAGAGUGAAGAUGAUGAGGACAAAUGUGAAAGUGAGGAGAAGAGCGAGGUGGAGACUCCAACCAGCAGUUCAACUCAACACAUGACAACAGAAGCUGAUGGAGAUCUUUGUGGACCAUCACAAGCAGACAACAUCUUAGCUCCACUAUCGAAUAAUGACGAGACAACGUCACACUCUGCUGACACUAAUGAUGAAGUCUCUAAAGCUGACAACACACACUGGAAAUGCUCUCACUGUGAGCAAACUUUUGUUAACAAGGGGAAUCUGAAUAGACAUAUGAAAAGUCAUGCGGGCGUCAAGGACUUUAAAUGCUCUAAAUGUGGGAAUAUGUUUGCUGACAAUUCAACACUGAAAAGACACAUGAGGAUACAUACAGGCGAGAAGCCGUUCAGCUGCCUAGUUUGCAGUAAAAGAUUCUAUGAGAAGACACAUUUGACAACACACACAAGAAGACACACUGGAGAGAAACCGUUUUCCUGUGCAGAGUGUGGUUUAGGUUUUGUCCGAAAUCAAUAUUUGAAAAUACAUAUGCGAACGCACACUGGAGAGAAACCAUUCGUGUGCACAAUAUGCAGUAAAAGGUACUCUCGAAAAGCGCAUUUGAUAAUACACACACGAGUACACACUGGAGAGAAACCUUUUUCCUGUUCAGUGUGUGGUAUAGGUUUUGUAAGAAAUGACGAGUUAAAAACACACACAAGAAUACACACUGGAGAGAAACCUUUUAUGUGUUCGGUGUGUAGUAAAGACUUUAAGCGAAAUCAUGAUUUGAACAGACACAUGAGAAGACACACUGGCGAUAAAACUUAUUCGUGUUCAUCCUGCAACAGAAGCUUUUGUAGCCGAACAACACUUGUAAGACACAUGAGAACACACACUUAUGAGAAAAAGUUGAGUUGCAUUGUGUGUGAUGAAAGAUUCUCUUAUAAAUACCAGCUUGACUGUCACAAGUGUGCUGGUGAGAACAGCAGCACUAAAUGAGCUAGCAGGACAUUAAACUGAUUUUGAUAAGUGACUGUCUCACACAAUCACCAAAUAUAACUUGUGACUUUGUUGAUAUGCUUCUACCAUUUAAAUGCAAAACAAUACAAUACUCAGUUAUAUUUCAUUAAAUUACACACUUGAACUAAGUGAGCGACUAAAAAGCUACUUAGUUCUUUUCCUUUAGUCUGGUUAGGAAGCCAGUCUGUGAGUAUUUUGCAUCUUUUUACUCAGUUGGUGUGUUUUACUGCUCUCGUCCGCUUUGCUUUCUGUCUACUACUGCUUUGAGUUCACCUGAGUGCACUGUAAAGAAACGUGUAGUUGAUUGCAUUUGACUGUGUCACUGUUCCAGAUGAGGGUAUUUUGCGUGCUAUUUGUAGCACAUGUUGGGCAAAAAUCCGCCACCUGAAACACCAGCUUCGCUACGAUGCCUAAGAAGACGCUUGCACUGCUUAACAAGCUGCCCCAGACACCAGCUGCAAAUAAAGGUGUGCACAAACUACAAUUGAACCUAAAAGUUUAGAACAAUAGUUAUAAAUAAGUUAUCUUUAUUGGUCUUGUGAAGCAGGACGUUGUUGAUAAUUGCCUUGAUAAAAAUGUAUUGUACAGCAGUAUUGUAUUUUCUCUCAGCAGCAGGUGAUAGCUUGCGUUUUCUUCCUGAUCGUGGCAGUGACAAAACUGUGCCAUGCACUUUAUACUUACAAAAAAUUGUCUUCACAGUUGCUCUUGGGGCCUUAAGCUGCUUUGAAAUGGCUCCAAGUGACUUUCCUGACAUGUACAAGUCAAUUAUUAGUUUUUUCAGAUCUGUGCUGAGUUCCUUUGACUUUCCCAUUGUCGCGUUUGUAACCGAGUCUAAUGACUGCAUCACAUGAGACCUAUUAAAUUGGACUCAGACAAGUCAACAGGUGUCGUCAAUCAUAAUCACUCACAUAAAGUUUAGAGGCCAUGCCAUGAAGCUAAUUUGAUUUGAUUGUAAAUUUUCGACA
Entelurus aequoreus (snake pipefish) is the source of this 2181-nucleotide messenger RNA. Its product is annotated as gastrula zinc finger protein XlCGF8.2DB-like. Bases 296 to 1195 code for a protein of 299 amino acids. The transcript has 2 exons. Lineage: Eukaryota; Metazoa; Chordata; Actinopteri; Syngnathiformes; Syngnathidae. Gene Ontology annotation, biological process: regulation of transcription by RNA polymerase II. Gene Ontology annotation, molecular function: DNA-binding transcription factor activity, RNA polymerase II-specific; RNA polymerase II cis-regulatory region sequence-specific DNA binding. The record is from RefSeq and is a predicted model, not a curated record.